CCGGAGAGUAUGGACGCUUUCUCGUAUCAAGAAGUAGUUCUUCCCGGCCAAAUCCUUGCAUCAGUCCUCAAGGACGCUCUGUUUGCUGCAUUGAUCAAGCUCCGCACGCAGUACAUGAUGGAACUGCGGCAGGUCAAGGCCGCUGGCCACGACCCAACUCUAGUCAUAUCCUCCAACAAAUUCUUUGACGCUGCCACGGAGCGAUGCGCUUCUGAAAUUGGCCACAAGAUCAACUACUUCAUGGCCACUGGUAACAUUCGGACGACUCAGCUUGACCUCCAGCAGCUGUCAGGAUGGACUGUGACAGCGGACCGCCUGAACCUAAACCGUUUUCUUAGUCACUUUCGAGCAGUGCAUCGAGGCCAGUUCUUUGCGCAAAUGAAAACCACUGCUGCAGUUGCAGCUGUACGACUGUUCAUGAAGCUCCGGGGGGCAUGCGUAGACCUUGAAGGUGUGUCAGGAUUGCCUCCUUCGGACCUUGGGGCCUCUGCAGGGGGAGAGGCUCUCGGUCAGGUUGGCCGGGGAAGCGUGAAAUGCAUCCCGCUCGUUGUUGACGGGGUAGUUGUGUGUAAGAUACCGAAGGCCGAAUUUAAAUUUUGGUUCGAUCAAUUGCGUCACGCAAAAGGAUGUGGAUUAGAAGGAUUCAAAACUCACUGGGAGCUGGUUGGAUUUGAUGAGGGGAGCCUUGAAUUCAUUGGGCCUCUACAACAGCCGUGGAUGUCUAUCGCAUGCCGUGACCGGAAUGUGGCGAUCAACGAGCGUUCAAUGAGGGCACAUCUCCCCAUUAUUGAAGAAUUACUGAGAGACCAAUGUAUAGGAGGGAAUAAAGCAGAGGCAGCCCUGAAUCACAGUAAUCUGGAGAGGCUGGAGAACUCCUAUCAAGCAUUGAUUGAUGAAGAGAGCAAUAUGCCAAGGCAUAUGAGUGAUCCCAAAACUCUGGGUAGCGUAAAGGAAGCUCGGGAAGCCCUGUCAAUCAGCCAUGUUCCGCUGCAUUACGACUACGUCGAGCUGAGCCCAACCGCUUUCCUUAGCGUCACGGCGGCGCUUACCCCAUUCAGUAAUCACAACCAAAGUCCAAGGAACAUAUAUCAGUGCCAAAUGCUUAAACAAACCAUGGGCACACCGUUCCAUGCGAUACCAUUUAGGCAUGACAACAAAGCUUACCGCCUUAUAACGCCGCAGAAACCUCUUUUACGGACGCGAGAUUACCGGCAAAUUGAUUUCGAUGAUUAUCCAACUGGAGUGAACGCAGUGGUUGCAGUCAUGUGCUAUACUGGCUUUGACAUGGAAGAUGCCAUGAUUCUCAACAAGUCAUCUGUGGAACGCGGCUUGUUCCACGGAUGUGUCUACAAAACCAAGAUAAUAGACGCUGCUCCAAGUGGAUCGCGUGCGCAAGAUGCUGAGGAGUACCAGUUUACGAAUACCAGCAAACUUGGCCGCAAGUGCAUCCCAUCGCUUGACGCGGACGGCUUCCCAGCCAUCGGUGCAAAGGUCACUCAGGGGAAGACCCUUUGCAGAUCACAGAGGCACACUCACUCAACGGCUAUUCAGGCCCCUGCGCAACAGACAUUCUACAAGGAUGACGAGCCAGCUUAUGUGGAUGGCGUGACGCUCACUUCGGCGCCUGCGCCUGCAGAAGAACGGGUCCUAAAGACAGGCCUGAGGGGCUGCAGAGCCUCUCUGCGCCUCCGCAGUGUUCGGAAGCCUAUCAUCGGCGACAAGUUCGCGUCACGGCAUGGGCAAAAAGGCAUUUUGUCCAUGCUUUGGCCUCACGAGGACAUGCCUUUUUCAGAGUCUGGAUUAGUACCCGAUAUCCUGUUUAAUCCACACGGCUUUCCAAGUAGAAUGACGAUUGGAAUGCUUAUUGAGAGUAUGGCUGGCAAGGCAGCGGCAGUUCAUGGAGCUUUUCAGGACGCAACAGCCUUUCGGGAGUUCAAGAAACAGCAGAAAACAGGAAACCGGUGGAUCGAUCAGGAAGGGCACCACGGAUAUGUGUUGCGUGGGGAGCGUUAUCGGACACCUGAAGAAGAGGCAAUGGCUCAAGAGCAAGGCGAUACUCCCGUAGAUUACUUCGGUAAAGCGCUUUUGGCUUCAGGUUACCAGUACUAUGGCAGGGAAGAACUCUAUAGCGGCGUUUAUGGAGUACCGCUUACCUGUCACAUUUUCACUGGGCUUAUCUACUAUCAGCGACUGAGACAUAUGGUGACGGACAAGGCUCAAGUACGUGCGACCGGCCCUAUCGACUCGUUAACUCAUCAACCUGUAAAGGGACGCAAACGCCAUGGAGGUGUCCGCUUUGGGGAGAUGGAGCGGGAUGCCCUUAUUGCUCAUGGCGCCGCUGCACUCUUACAAGACCGACUCUUGCACUGUUCGGAUGGGCACCGUGCGUUUUGCUGCCCUAGCUGUGGCAGCAUCCUGUCCCCCGCUCAGUCGCCACAUCUCAAGGGGCGCUCCGUUGGCGGGAAGAGGCCGGUGCCUCUAUGCCGCAUUUGCGCUGUGCCAUGCCGGCUUGUGCAAUUGCCAUACAUAUUCCGGUACUUGUCGAAUGAGUUGGCAUCGAUGAAUGUGACAGUUCGACUAGAACUUGACCACUUGGGAUUCCCCGUCAAGCGUGAUCUUGAAGUUCAUCCGAAACAACUACAGGAUGGGACGAUUGGGAGGUCUGGAUACGCUGGAGCUGGGACCGACCAAGUUCCAUUUCCAAGUAGACAAGAGCCCCGACGAGCGCGUGGAAACGCAGGCUGA
Messenger RNA from Eimeria acervulina, 2745 nucleotides. RefSeq names its product DNA-directed RNA polymerase , related. Gene Ontology annotation, biological process: DNA-templated transcription. The transcript is spliced from 17 exons. Gene Ontology annotation, cellular component: RNA polymerase I complex. The annotation marks the transcript as partial. The record is from RefSeq and is a predicted model, not a curated record. Gene Ontology annotation, molecular function: DNA-directed RNA polymerase activity; ribonucleoside binding; DNA binding. NCBI's taxonomy places the organism in Eukaryota, Apicomplexa, Conoidasida, Eucoccidiorida, Eimeriidae.